This is a messenger RNA of Daucus carota subsp. sativus, 1924 nucleotides long. Its product is annotated as F-box/kelch-repeat protein At1g26930. The transcript has 2 exons. NCBI's taxonomy places the organism in Eukaryota, Viridiplantae, Streptophyta, Magnoliopsida, Apiales, Apiaceae. Gene Ontology annotation, molecular function: protein binding. Gene Ontology annotation, cellular component: nucleus. The record is from RefSeq and is a predicted model, not a curated record. Bases 275 to 1711 code for a protein of 478 amino acids.
ACUAAAAAUCAUUUGAUUGAUUUGCUGAGAAAGAUAAAAAAGCACAACCCAUUUCUCUUUCUUUCAGCUCAAAUGCUUAUAACAGAAACCACAAACACACACCCUUAUAAUUAGAGGAAAAGUACUCUCAUACACAUACAUACAUGUAGAGACAGAGAUAUAGAUAGAAAGAAAUAAGUUGUUAGACAUAAAAGUCCAUAAAAGUUUCCAUCUUUCCUCUUAUCCAAUCUAUAGAAGAUUUUUUGGCAAGUCGUGUUUCCAUUCGUGAUCAUUCAUGGUUUAUUUUGGCGGCGAUAGUAAAGGAGAGCAAGAUCCAAGAAGAUUGACUGAGGUUGGAAUAGUGUUGUCAUCUGAGAAUAAUCAAGAAAAUAUGUUGGAGGAACAAUCGUUUCUGGUUUCAAGGAGAUUUUCAAGAAGCUGCGACAGGGAAAACAGCUGGGAUUGCAUGAACUACCGGAUGGAGAAGAUUGAAAUUCAGCAUGGGAAACGACUUCUAGAAUCUAAUGAAGAUGAUGAAGUUGGAGCUAGAAAGCUGCCUAAGCAACUGGAUGCUUAUAACAGCUUAGACUUAGCUUCAACAACACAAGAAGUUUCCAUGAUCCCUGUUGACCAGUCUGGUAAUCAACGUCAUGCUGGCGAUAAUUCAGAUACAAGCUCUCUUAUUCAUUCCAUUGGCCGAGACAACUCAAUUAGCGCACUUAUUCGGUCCUCCAGAUCUGAUUAUGGUGCCCUAGCAUCUUUGAAUAAAAGCUUUCGUGAGUUAAUCCGCAGUGGUGAGCUUUAUAGACUGAGACGACAGAAUGGUGUUAUUGAACACUGGGUUUAUUUUUCUUGUCAACUACUUGGGUGGGAAGCUUUUGAUCCUACUUCUCGCCGUUGGAUGCGAUUACCAACAAUGACUUCUGAUGAAUGCUUCAUGUUUUCAGAUAAGGAGUCUCUAGCUGUUGGCACUGAGCUCCUCGUGUUUGGAAAAGUCUUUUCAUCUCUUUUCAUAUUUAAAUACAGUUUAUUAACCAACACUUGGUCAUCUGGAAUGAAAAUGAAUUUUCCAAGAUGCCUGUUUGGGUCUGCCAGUGUUGGGGAAAUUGCUAUUUUAGCUGGUGGUUGUGAUUUAUCUGGCAAUGCCCUGAGUGUUGCGGAGCUUUACAAUUCAGAGUUAGGAACCUGGGAAGCACUUCCAAACAUGAACAAAACAAGGAAAAUGUGUUCAGCUGUUUUUAUGGAUGGGAAAUUUUAUGUGAUAGGUGGGAUUGGAGGCAGUGAUUCAAAGCUUCUAACUUGCGGGGAGGAAUAUGAUUUACAAACUAGAAUUUGGACUGAAAUACCUAACAUGUCUCCUGCAAGGACUCGUCCAGAUGGGGAGAUUGGGAUGCCUGUUACAGCUGAUGCUCCCCCUCUUGUGGCGGUAGUAGAUAAUGAAUUGUAUGCUGCAAAUUAUGCAGAGAUGGAAGUGCGGAAGUAUGAUAAGAACAGGAGAAUCUGGGAAACUGUUGGAAGGUUGCCUGAAAGGGCAGAUUCUAUGAAUGGCUGGGGAUUGGCAUUUAGGGCAUGUGGUGACCGCCUUAUAGUAAUAGGAGGGCCUAGAGCAGCAGGUGAAGGAUUUAUAGAAAUUAAUGCAUGGGCUCCAAAGGAUGGACCCCCUCAAUGGAAUUUGCUUGGUCGCAAGCAAUGUGGUAGUUUUGUAUACAAUUGUGCAGUGAUGGGAUGCUAAACUUUGUACCUUCUGCUCCAUUCUGAUCAGUGUGCUGUACAAGGUCGGUGAUUUCUACAUGGGAACAGUGUUAUUGCUAAUUGGUAAAUUGUCCCAAUUUUUUUUAUAUCUUAAAUGCUUUUUUUCACUUAUAAUUGUCUUUUUUAUUGGAGGAUAUUAGAUUGACUCGAGAAUUGACAGAAUGUUUUUUUAUUUAAAGAGUUCUUGUGUUAA